AUGGCCGAAUUUGUUAUCAAGGACGAGGACUUGGUAAGCCUGAAGAACAAAGUUGUUAUCGUCACAGGCGGUUCGUCAGGUAUAGGUCUAGCAACAGUCAAGCUGUUGCUAUCCUUAGGAGCAUCAGUUGUCAGCGGAGAUCUCACCGAGCCAGUCGAGUCACCUACUUCCGCCUUUUUGUUCGUGAAAAGCGACGUCGCCAGCUGGAGGGACCUGAGUGCAUUGUUCAAGAAAGCAAAGAAACAAUAUGGCCGUAUCGAUUAUGUUUUCGCCAACGCCGGCGUUGGACCACGCGCCAACUAUUUGGCCAUUGAAACAGAUGAGAAGGGGGACUUGAUUGAGCCCAACAACCUAGUCUUGGACGUCAUGUUGAAAGGAGCCAUGAAUACCGCUUGUUUGGGUGUUCACUAUAUGAAACAGCAACCUGAAGGAGGUAGUAUUGUGCUCAUGGGCUCCAGCACUGGCUUGCAGCCCCUCCGAGCUCCCGAUUACUCCACGGCCAAACAUGGUGUUCUGGGGUUCGGGAGAGGUUAUGCCCGGCUCAUGGAGGUUGCGGGGCUUCCAAUUCGCAUCAAUACUCUCAUGCCAUCAUGGACGACGACCAACCUCCUCCCAGAUCUUCCGGGGCUCAUGAAGGGAGCCAAGCACCAGUCGCAGCCCGGUCUAGUGGUCGCGCGUGCUGCUGCAUAUCUGAUGGUCGAUGUAUCCAGGCAGGGAGACGUCGUGUUUGUCUGUGAUGGCAAAUAUACUGAAAUCGAGAAGACUAUACUUUGGCCGGCGUAUGAGAAGGUUAAAGGGGCCGGGAACCCUAGCGAUGAUGAGAUCCUGAAGCGCAUGUUGGAACUGCCUGCACCAGCUGCGCAAUAA
Molecule: messenger RNA, 867 nt
Organism: Lachnellula hyalina
Lineage: Eukaryota; Fungi; Ascomycota; Leotiomycetes; Helotiales; Lachnaceae
Gene: ATR7
Product: Short-chain dehydrogenase/reductase
Exons: 3
Coding region: 1-867 (288 amino acids)
Source: RefSeq, a predicted model, not a curated record